This is a messenger RNA of Rhagoletis pomonella (apple maggot), 966 nucleotides long. RefSeq lists its product as uncharacterized. The record is from RefSeq and is a predicted model, not a curated record. The transcript has a single exon. The annotation marks the transcript as partial. Lineage: Eukaryota; Metazoa; Arthropoda; Insecta; Diptera; Tephritidae.
AUGACAGCUGACCAUCUUAAGAGCUUAAUUUUUGUAACUGGGUUAAAAGGCAAGCAUGAUGCUGAGAUCCGUACAAAACUGUUAGCUGGUCUAGAAGACGAUUCAGAUCAGAAAUUGAGUAAGCUAGUCAGCACGGCAGGCCGUUUGUUAAAUCUGAAAAAAGACACGGUGAUGGUCGAACAGCCAAAUAAAGACGUAAAUGCUAUUAAGACUCAGACUACCAGAAAUAAGAAGCUUGUAUCGGGUGUAAAAUUGAAGCAGAAUAAAGUUCCAAAAUCUCCAUGCUGGAAUCGCGGAGCAAUGCACUACGCAGAAAAUUGCGAAUUCAAAAAUCACAAAUGUUCGCAGUGUAGUCGCACAGGUCAUAAAGAGGGUUAUUGCAACGCGCAGAGAAAAAAACCGCAGAAAGGAGGAACCCAGAGCGGUAAAACACAAACCCAACAGCGACCGAAAAGCAACGCAGUAAAUUGCGUAAAUUUCGCCGCACGUCGAAAAUAUGUCGAGGUGGUUAUCAAACCUAUAACGUCAGCUGCAGCUGGCAGGAAAGGAAAAAGCUUCAAGCUACAGGUUGAUACCGCUUCCGAUGUGACGAUAAUUGGCAAAGAGAAUUGGGGUAAAUUGGGCAGUCCAGGAGUCAAGUUAAUUAACAGUCACGCCACGAGUGCAUCGAGGAAUAAAAUUCGCUUCAUAGCUGAAUUCACUUGUGAACUUCAGCUUAACGGGGAAGUAAAACUAAUAAAGAUUCUUGAAGCAGAGUUUGAUUCUUUGAAUGUUCUAGGUACAGAUGCCUUUGACACUUUUGGUGUAUGGGACAAGCCGCUGAGUAGUGUAUGUUGUAAAAUCAAGCAAUCAAUACCGGCCAUUGAAUCUGCAGCUAUAACGGACAUUAAGCGAAGAUAUGCAGAUGUUUUUAGCGCUGUUCCGGCCAAAUGCAGCAAGGCAGUUCAGCUACAUUUGAAACCAAAU